UGCUUUGCUUUCACUAAAUGAUAUGAACACCGCAGAUACAGCGUAUACUUUUCUUAUUCACGGAUGAAUAUGCAUGCUUGCGACGACUUCACUCAUGUCGGAAGUGUAUUAGAGCCUCCUCAACCUGUUUGACAGUGCUGCUCAUUCAUUCCAAGGCACGUGACGAUAUCCUGCAAAAAUGCCUUCACCACAAGUCAUCCAGCCUGUCCUGAAGAUGAAAGUGGACGAGCUGUUUCUUAACUGGUUAAGUGACCCUGCAACACAAUCACUACUCAAGGAUUAUCUUGAUCUAAUCAAAAGUGGGCAGAACCUUGAUCUGAGCAGCGGGGAGCCCCAGGACAAAAGGUUAUUAACCUUCAAUGAGAACAAUAAUGUGGCAUCCCAAAAAAACCUGGUAGAGAAGAAGCCUGCUCCCAUCAGCACUCCCUCCAGCCCCCCCUCUGCCAGCACCUUGCCCUCUGGUUGUAGCAGUAAUACUAGAAUGACUGGACCCAAUGGCAGAGUUCUGCGGAGAUCGGUCAGCACAAAAAAGGCCCAGGUGAGGACGGAGGAGCCCGUCACCACAGCGCUGAGUGAAAGCAUUCCAAAGUUUUACUUCCCACUGGGCCGGCCCCAAGCCAACCUCAACAUUGACAGCCUCAUUUCCAAAAUUGAGAAAAUAUUUUCCCAAUUCCCAAAUGAAAGGGCCACCAUUGAGGACAUGGGGCAGGUUUCCAAGGCCUGUGAGUGCCCUCUUUACUGGAAAGUGCCAUUGUUCUGCUUGGCUGGAGGCGACAGGACGGGCUUCGUGUCUGUUCACAAGUUCGUGGCUAUGUGGAGAAAAAUUCUGCAGACCUGUCACGACGACGCUUCUAAAUUUGUGCACCUCUUGGCCAAGCCUGGCUGUAAUUACCUGGAACAAGACGACUUUAUUCCAUUCCUGCAGGAUGUUGUGAACACACAUGCAGGCCUGGCAUUUUUAAAGGAGGCGCCAGACUUUCACUCAAGAUACAUCACCACGGUAAUACAGAGGAUAUUCUACAAUGUGAACCGGUCGUGGACUGGAAAAAUAACAUGUUCUGAGCUCAGGAAAAGUAACUUUCUACAGGACGUAGCUUUGCUGGAACAAGAAGAAGACAUAAACCAGCUGACAGAGUUCUUCUCCUACGAACAUUUCUACGUAAUCUACUGCAAGUUCUGGGAGCUGGACACUGACCACGACCUUUACAUUGACCAGAAAGACCUGGCACAGCAUAAUGACCAAGCCAUCUCACACAAAAUGAUUGAGAGAAUAUUCUCAGGAACAGUAACAAGAGACAGACGGGUGUAUAAGGAAGGUCGACUGAGCUAUGCUGAUUUUGUCUGGUUUCUCAUCUCUGAAGAGGACAAAAAGACUGACACCAGUAUAGAGUACUGGUUCCGCUGUAUGGACUUGGACGGAGAUGGUGUGCUCAGCAUGUACGAGCUGGAGUACUUCUACGAGGAGCAGUGUCAGAAGCUGGAAACCAUGGCCAUCGAGCCCCUUCCCUUCGAAGACUGCCUCUGCCAAAUGCUGGACCUUGUCAAGCCCGAGGUUGAAGGUAAGAUCACCCUGCGAGACCUUAAAAGGUGCAAGCUGUCCCACAUCUUUUUCGACACGUUCUUCAACAUUGAGAAGUACUUGGACCAUGAGCAGAAGGACCCGUUCUCCGUCAUCAGGGAGUUGGAAGCAGAAGGGCAGGAGGUGUCAGACUGGGACAAAUAUGCAGCAGAGGAGUACGACAUUCUGGUGGCUGAAGAGGCUGCCAACGACCAGUGCAACGAUGUAUAUGAAAAUCCUCUGAGCCCUCUAGGGCAGCACAUCUCCAGUGACCUGGGUCUGACAAAGAGACACUUCUUUGAGAUCCCAAGUCCUCACUGCAACCUGGACCUGGAUGACUAUGAGUAUGAGGACGACUUUGAAUGACCCUCGAUCCUGUAGUGUUUUCGCCUGCUGAGACAUAAAACGUCAGUGGAUGAAUCACAUGAAGCUAGAAAGAUGUGCAGGUUCAGGCUCAGUUCCCAUCCUGCAUAACAGGAAACACUUCAAUAAACAAGGAGUGACCACAAAACCGGAAGACUUGGAGCACUGGCGGGAUCAGAUGAGCCAGAGGAUUAAAUAACACAACAUUUUGGGUGGUUUGAGCACAAAGCUGUAUCAAGUAAGGGUCUGGUUGUUGAAAGUAAUCUAACAGAGAGAGAGAGAAAAUAGGAUUAUAUUAUCUUAGUACAUCAAGGUAUCAAAUCCUGUUCCCUAUGCAGAUAAAUCCUCCAGGUGGGUUCUUGUAAACUUCAAGAAGGAUCAAGAUUACAGAACUUUGAUCCAAACACAAUCAAGACUGUUAUCUGGGCAGAGGGGUGGAUUCAGACUAAAUGACAGGAACAGAAUGAAAGAAAUCUAUUAAAUUUUUCAAACCUUUUCAAAAAGUUUGUCAGUAAUUUAAGAUUGAGUCCAUAUACUAUGUUUUGAAUUACCAACCUCUAGUGCUCAAAAAAAAUGAGGCCUGUGCAGAAGCGUAAAAAAAAUACCUGUAGUUCCUCAAGUGUCCCUUUGAGGCUGGCUACAGAAGCUCCGUAUUCAGGAGACUACUCCAAGAACCAGAUGGACAUGGAUUUUUCCCUCUGGACAGAAUAUGUAGUGUUAUGUCCUUAAAGUACUGGUAAUCUAGAUUUGCUAAUCUUUAAAAGUCAGUUUGGGUUGAUCUUACCUAGUUUAUGUUGAAAAACCAGGACAAAAAUUAGCUGGAUCACCUGAUCCUUAAUAGAGAUGCACAUCUGAGUUGUUUUAUUCAUUAUAAACCUUUUGAACAACCAGGCCCUGAUGAUGUGGUUAGCAUUGUCCCCGUACCAACACCAGUUUCCUUAUCUGCCUCUAAUACAGCCUAAAACGUGGUAUUUGAUAUUGGUGAAUGUCCUUCUUUUUUUUUUUUCUUUUCUUUUCGUUUUUUUCUUUUCAAGGAUCUGACGCCACAACCAAUUAGACGCCCCAGUACUGAGCUGGUUUCAGGCAAAAUAUCAUGUGACUACAAGUGUGGUGCAAGAAGAGAGUUUAGAUUAUUUAAAGCUGACAAACUGCCUGAAAUCGUUUUUUCCAACCCAUAUUAUGUUCACUUUUUCAACCUUUUAAAGUCACAACAGUUGACUUCAUGACACGAGCAGCUCAUUCAGACCUUUGCUUCAUCCUCACAUUAACACAUUAGGAGUUGUGACUUGCAUGUAACACUUAGCACAGAUAAUGUUUAGAGUGAGUAUUAUGUCACCAGCGCUGUGUAAUCACUCUCACAUGAGCUAAAUCACUGUUUGCACACUGAAGCUCGCUGGAUUUUUGCACAAAAACAAUGUAGAUUUGUUUCAGGUUUUUGAACUAAUUAUCAUCUGACGUCAUCAGCCCAUGUUACAUUCCAGUGAUAAUGGAAAGCUGUAAAUUCAUUCAUGGUUGUUUGUUGAAAUGAUGAGUUGCUGUAAAUGCCAAAAUAAAAAAAAAAAACACCGUGAAGCCUGCUGUAGACACGAGCACACAGCUCAGACUGACAGAGUUUAUGUACAGGUUUGGUUCUUUAUGAUGUAGGGUUCAUGUCUGUGUGAGGUGGUUGUAAGUUAUUAGAGAGGAAUUUAUAAAUAAAUGUAAAUAUUUAUUUGGUGCUUGCUGUGUUGUAAAUGUUUUGGGCAAGUGUUUUAGAAUUUUUUUUUUUCUAUGUUUGAAUGUACUUUCACAGAACAAGAGGAACCAAUUUUAAAAUGUGUUGCUUUUCUUUAAGUUGAUAAUAAAGCCUU
Cheilinus undulatus (humphead wrasse) is the source of this 3771-nucleotide messenger RNA. It is a transcript of the gene ppp2r3b, whose product is annotated as protein phosphatase 2, regulatory subunit B'', beta. The transcript is spliced from 14 exons. NCBI's taxonomy places the organism in Eukaryota, Metazoa, Chordata, Actinopteri, Labriformes, Labridae. The coding region runs from base 179 to 1924 and encodes 581 amino acids. Gene Ontology annotation, biological process: protein dephosphorylation. Gene Ontology annotation, cellular component: protein phosphatase type 2A complex. The record is from RefSeq and is a predicted model, not a curated record. Gene Ontology annotation, molecular function: protein phosphatase regulator activity; calcium ion binding.